AUGGAGGGAGCCGUACCUUUUGCGAUCAGUCAAAACGGCAAUUAUGCAAUACAUUCGAGCCCAGACGGAGUUAUGAAAUUAUGGGAUACUAAUACCGGUACCCUAAGACAUGAGUAUACACCCAGCGCCCACCUGUCAGCGACAUGUACAUGUUUGUCGUGGUGUCCAACAGGGAACAGGUCGGAAAAGCCAAGAAAAAAGAAGAAGAGAAAAUCUAAAGGAGACACAGAAGAAAUACCAGGAGAAAAUUCAGAAAACACUGUGGCCAUAGGAACUACAGCUGGAAAUGUAUUAUUGUACAAUACAAGACUUGGAGACUUACAGACACAACUGAAUGGUGGUCAUAAUGGUCAGGUGAAUGGACUGAGUUGGCAGAGUGAUGAUGGCAGUUUGUACAGCUGUUCAAGUGACCACUACAUUGUCCACUGGGACAUUUCAAACAACUCUGUCAAACAUAAAUGGAAGGCAGACAAGGGCACUAUUCAUUCUGUUUGUGUUUGUUCACCUCAUCAUCUUUUAUCUGCUGGAAGAACCAUAAAACUAUGGAAUACACAAACACAUGAAAUGCUAAAAAAAUUCACUGGCCAUGCUACAGAUGUAUUUCGAUUAAUACCGGUACCAUUUUCUAUGAAUUUAAAUGGAGAUUCCAUAGACAGUUUAUAUUUUCUAUCAGCUGCUGUAAAUGACAGAAUUGUCAAUGCUUGGCAUGUUGACACAAAGUCCUCGGAUAAGACUGCUGUAGCAUCAUUCUCAUUACCUGAUGAACCAGUGAUGUUUGAUAUCUCUAGAGAAACAAGACCUGAGCAGAGUUUGUUAUUAACGGUUGUAACUAAAGCUGGACAGACCCUUGUGUUUGAGCACACACUUAAUGGGAAGUUACAACAACCAGUUAGACCAAAGGUUACCAUACAGGUGGCCACUCCAGGUGCUAAGGAGGAAAUCCCUAGACCAAUCCCUGUUCUGGCUGUACAUAUCUGUGAUGACAAAAGCGAUAAUAUUUUAUUGGUUUAUGGAAAUUUUUUAAAACCAGUGUUUGAAAAAUUGCCUUACAAGAACACAGAUGCUGACAUUUGUUUGAUACGACAGGAUAAAUCAAGGGGAUCAAUCCAAGUUGAGGAGUCUACUGUUUCUAAGAUUAAGACACCUGCUGUAUCGAGAGACAUGACAGUUCUGGUACCAGAACUGAUGGCACCAAGUGUACCAUCAAUUACCGCCACAGGCAAGCGACACAAAAGAAAGACCUCUACAUCUGAGAUGACGAUAGAAGCACGCCUGAAUGCCAUAGGUAUGGGGGCUUCAAAGGCAGAAAAGGCAAUGAAGACUCCGCCUAAAACUGAUGGAUUAGCAAGACUUCUUGCACAAGGAUUACUGAGCAAAGAUCACAAGAUCAUCAAUAAUGUGCUGAACCAGAAUGAUUUGGUGAUAGAGAACACUGUAAAGAGGUUGCCACUUAGAUUCAUCAUCCCUUUGGUACAGCACCUCACUAUACUGAUGCAAGGGCGUGCUGCAGGUUCCCACAAGCUAAUCAAGUGGAUUAAGAAUAUUCUUGUAAUUCACACAUCAUAUUUGAUGACGUUCCCUGAAGUGGUGGAGGUCUUCAGCUCUCUGUAUCAGCUAAUGGAUGCAAGGACUGCUGCCUUCAGUCGCCUCUCUAAACUACAGGGCAAACUUGACCUCAUUCUGUCGCAGAUUACUACACAAGAGCAACAUGAAGAGGAGACCUCGAUAGAUCAGCCACCACUGCUGAUGUACCAGGAGGAUUCAUCUGAUGACAAUGAUAUGGUGUUAGAAGUAAACAGCCAGUCUGACUCAGAUGAUAACCUUGACUUGUUUGACCUUGAUGAACAAGAAACUGCUGGUGAAGAUGGACUGAAGAAUGGUGGGGAUGAUAUGGAGACAGAUGGCUAACAUUACAAUGACUUCAAAUAAUUAGUGAAGUGAACUUAUCAAGCAUUAACUGUGAAACAGUGUUAUAUGAUUGACAUCUUUAGAAGAACUACACUGUUUAGCUAAUAUUUUUACAGGCAUUAAACUACUCAAUCUAAGGAACGUUUAAAGCAUUUCUCUAAUCUAAGCAUGUUUAUGAUGGAUUAGUAGAACAAACUCUUGUCCACAAGAAAGUGGCAGAAUCAUAUGAGCUUUGUCUCUAGCAUAAUUUAAUGUACAAAACAGCUAUAGAUUCUAGACUGAUUUUUCAUGUCAGUGCAUUCCAUGUCAAUGAUAUGCAAGGAACCACACUCUUGAGGUAGCCAGAUAAUUUCAAAUGAAGAUACAGAACGAGCACAUUGUCUUCUCAACAUGUCAAAUGAGCAGGUCAUGUCAAAUGUGGGGUUUAGUAAUGAACCCUAUUGUCUGCCAAAGCUUGAUGAAUGUUUCACCAAUGGCCAGCAGGUUAACAUAUAAGGACAUAAUUUGUGUGGUAAGUUGGAAGUAAAUGAAUCUAAACAUUGUAUACAUCGUAAACAUCUUGUGUACGAUAUACCUAGUGAGUUAUUACAUAUCCAUAUCUUUAUAUCACAACAUCAAAUUUUCAUUUUGUUGGGCUUUUAAGCUUACUCUUUACAGUUUUUGUAAAAAAUAUGAACUUCUUAAAUGAUUAAGUUCAUUUAUUUAUAUAAUGAGGUGGGUUGAAUAAAUCAAGCACAGCUGCCUAUCCAUUGAUGGUGCAUUUAUUUACAUACAGUGAAACCCACGUAAUAUCAUGUUCUAUCUGUCAGAGGAAAAUGUGACGAUAAGUGGAAUGUGACAUUAACAGUUGACACAUUUUUCAGGGCGUCUAAACUCGAAAGAUGUGCCAAACUGACUUGUUUCUAACAGAAAUUGUUUGAAGACAAUUGUUUUCCUGACAAGAACAGUGAUUUUCCUGGACUUUUGUUUGUUUUUUCUUUAAAAUAUCUGAACUGCCAUCAUAAGUUAUCAUUAACAAUCAUGACAAUUCAUAUUCAGUCAUAUUCAGUUUACACAUCAGAUUGGUAGUGACACUACCGUGUCAUCAGCUGAUGUUUUGCAGUAUAAUUAUCACCAUUAUUGUAUAGACUCCAUAAUGGUGGAACGUUGUAAAGUUGGUAUAUACCAUAUGUAUCUCUGCAACUUAUAUAAAAUAUUUUGUAUAGAUCACAACUUUAUACUUGCCAGAAGGUUACAUGAUUGGUAAGAAGUGUGGGGGUGAACACAGUUCAAACUUUUUAAGACUUUUUUUUCUGUAUCAGAAGAAAACUGCCUGGGCAAGGCUAGCGACCUGAUUCUGAAGGCAUGGUAGAUGUAUGUAUGCUGUCAUUGCUUACACUUUUAUUUCAAUGUAUUUUAAACAAGAAAUAAAUAACAUAGUUUUGAAA
Ylistrum balloti is the source of this 3335-nucleotide messenger RNA. RefSeq names its product WD repeat-containing protein 43-like. Gene Ontology annotation, biological process: maturation of SSU-rRNA from tricistronic rRNA transcript (SSU-rRNA, 5.8S rRNA, LSU-rRNA). The transcript is spliced from 17 exons. The record is from RefSeq and is a predicted model, not a curated record. Lineage: Eukaryota; Metazoa; Mollusca; Bivalvia; Pectinida; Pectinidae. Gene Ontology annotation, cellular component: nucleolus. Bases 1 to 1908 code for a protein of 635 amino acids. Gene Ontology annotation, molecular function: protein binding.